This is a messenger RNA of Cryptomeria japonica (Japanese cedar), 2541 nucleotides long. Its product is annotated as DNAJ protein JJJ1 homolog. The record is from RefSeq and is a predicted model, not a curated record. The coding region runs from base 124 to 2094 and encodes 656 amino acids. NCBI's taxonomy places the organism in Eukaryota, Viridiplantae, Streptophyta, Pinopsida, Cupressales, Cupressaceae. The transcript has 3 exons. Gene Ontology annotation, molecular function: nucleic acid binding; zinc ion binding.
GAAUUCUUCUAAUUCUAAUUCUGGCAGAGUGCAUUGUGAGCCAAAUAUUUAAGGUGGCUGCUUCUUCUGCGCCUGCCCUUCUUUCCCUUCCUCAUGUGAGCAGAGGCAACGAUUAAAACAAGGAUGGCAACAGACGCCCCGCAAAGAUGUCUGUACGAAAUCCUGGGAAUAGAGCGCAGCUGUUCUUCGGAGGAAAUUCGGGCGGCAUACAAGAAACUGGCGCUAAAACUCCACCCGGACAAGCACAAGGGAGAUGAAGCUGCGACGGCAAGGUUUCAGGAGCUGCAGCGCGCUUACGAAGUGCUGUCUGAUCCGCGAGAGCGAUCCUGGUACGAUAACCAUCGAUCUCAAAUCCUUUUCUCUUCCUCCUCGCACUCCUCCACCAAUACAAACUUCUCCGAUUUCGAUAUCAAUCUCUGGCCCUAUUUCAGUACUUGUGCUUAUUCGGGAUAUGGGGAUAGCGGCAAGGGUUUCUUUAGGGUGUAUGGCCAACUGUUUGAGAAAUUGUUCCAGCAAGAGAUUGCGUUUGCCCAUGCAAUGGAGGCGCCUGCGGUAGCCGACGCUCCACUCAUGGGAAAUCUUGACAGCCCUUAUGCACAGGUAUCCGCUUUUUAUAAUUAUUGGCUGGGGUUUUGCACUGUCAAGGACUUCUCUUGGGUUGAUGAGUACAGGGCUUCUGCAGGCCCAAACCGCAAGGUCAGAAGGCUAAUGGAAGAAGAAAACAAGAAACUUAGGAAGAAGGCCAAGAGGGAGUAUAAUGAAACCGUGCGCGAGCUUGCCGAGUUUGUGAAGAAGAGGGACAAGAGGGUUCUUGAUAGGCAAGUUCAGAGGAAGAAAGAGCAGGAUGAGAAGCGUGCGCUGGCCAACCUUCGGCGGAAGCAGUUGGAGAAGGAGAGGUUGGAUAAGGCUGCCAGGUAUCAAGAGCAGGAGUGGACUACCAUAGUUGAGAGUGACAAUGACGCUGAUCAAGAGGAUUGGGGUGAUGAUAAGAAGGCUUCUGGCAAUCAGGAAUUAUAUUGCAUUGUGUGCAGUAAGAGAUUUAAGUCUGACAAGCAGUGGAAGAAUCACGAGCAGUCAAAAAAGCACAAGGAUAGGCUUGUGGAAUUGAGGGAUUCUUUUGUGCAGGAAGAUAAUUUGAUCGAUGAAAUUGGGAUUAGCGCGGAAGACGAUGCCUUUGGACUGGACAUUAACUCUGACGGUCUAGCUGAGAAAGAAUUUAGUGACACGGCACAAGUAGAUGACCUUCGAAUCAGAAUGGAUAAGUUAGAGGUGGACAGACAUGAUUCAGGGGAUUCUGAAGAAGAUGACCAAAUUAGCAUAGGGGAGCGCCAGCCCUCUUUUGGCAGUGAACAUAAUGCUGAUUUACGUGAUGCCAGUGAUAAGUCAAGCUACCAUAGCUUUAUCGAGGACGAAAAUACAAAUGCUGGUGACGUAGAGCAUGAAAUGGAUAACAACCAAAUGGAUGAUGAAGAUAGUGUUCUAGCAGCAAUGCUAAAAACCCAUAGGAACAAACAGAAAUCCAAUAAGGUGCAUUUGAGUCCCGUACAGAUAGAAAAACAUGACAGCAAUUCCAAUUACAAUGCAAAUGCUGAAGAAACUGAGGUCAGAAAACCUGCUGGAUUUGAACCAAGCAGUUCAAAUUUUGCUCAAAGAGACGCAGAUGAUGGAAUUGAAAAUGAUGUGGGAGGUUCUCCAAUGCCUGCUCAGCAACAAGGAUCAAAAAAGACUGCAAAACGAAAGAAAAAACAGGCUGCAUCUAGCACAAAGCAUUAUACAACAGGUAUUGCAGACGGUGUAGAGUCAAGGUCAGAGGAUAAGGAGGCUUCUCAACAACAGAAAGUGGAAAUGGUAUCUAAUUUCAGUGGAGAUAGGCAGGCAGAUACGCUUGAAGGGGAUAAGAGGGAUCCUAAAAGUUCUGCAAAGCAGUCUGCUGAACAUAAAUCGGCAAAAGCAAGUUCAAAGGGCAAGAAAGGAAAGGCUGUGGCAAAAUUUAGUGGACACAAAUGUGAAACAUGUGGAGAGGAAUUUGAUUCAAGGAAUCAAGUAUUUGCUCAUCUGAGUGAAACUGGUCAUUCUAGGUUGAAAAGUAGAUAGAGUUGGAGAUAUUGUUUAACUACGUAUGCCAAUGGCUAUGACCUAUUUCUUGUUAUGAUUUUUCUUGCCACACUAGAAUACCAGAGGAAGACAAAGAAAGUAUGGAGUGCAUUUUAUCAUCUAUGUUAUCACUUGUGCCUAAGCAAAGCUGUAUUUUUUGGAAAUACAUUGGUUCUUGCCUCUGCUGGAACCCCUUUCAGUGCUGUUAUAAUUGUUAAAUAUAUUUAUGAUUCCAUUCCCAAUAUCAUAAAGAUAGCGACCCAAGUUUUGAUCUGUGUUCUUUCCCAGUAAAAACACGAAACUGUGUUUACUUUAGCUGGGUUAAUAUAUAGAGCAGCUAGUCUGUCAAAGAUUGGCUGUGAUUUUUUUUGUAUGUAUCCAUGCAGCUUUGAGACCAAUGUAAUAAACAUCAAUUGGAAGCAAGCACAUACACAAGGACUUUUCAUA